Messenger RNA from Chondrus crispus (carragheen), 1986 nucleotides. RefSeq lists its product as hypothetical. The record is from RefSeq and is a predicted model, not a curated record. The coding region runs from base 1 to 1986 and encodes 661 amino acids. The transcript is spliced from 6 exons. Gene Ontology annotation, molecular function: nucleic acid binding. NCBI's taxonomy places the organism in Eukaryota, Rhodophyta, Florideophyceae, Gigartinales, Gigartinaceae. Gene Ontology annotation, biological process: DNA integration.
AUGGAUGACCAAAGCUCUGGAUCGGUCAGAAUCGAGAAGCUGACCGCAUCUAACUUUUACAUCUGGAAGCAGAAAAUCGAGGUACUGCUUGCUCUCCGAGAUGUCGAUCAAUACGUUUUUGAUGAUAUAUCGGAAAAUGCGACCUCAGAUGAUCGCAGGAAGUGGAUUCGUGGUGAUGCGAAAGCAAAGGCAGUCAUCGGACUCACGCUUUCUGAUGACUACUUGCAACAUGUGCGAGGGUGUAGCAGUGCGAAAGAGACAUGGGAGGCGAUUCUGAAUGUGUUUGAGCGUCACACUUUGCUCAACAAACUUUCCGCCCGUCGCGACUUUUACACUGUUUCCAUGCUCCCAUCCGAGAAAGUGCUCGUGUUCAUCAAUCGUGUGAAGCAACUUGCUGCCAGAUUGCAGUCAAUGAGUGUUGAGAUUGACGAUAAAGAAAUUGCAAUGGCUGUGUUGAAUGGCUUGCCUCCACGAUUCGAUAACUUGAUUACCGCUUCUGCUUCAUCAUCACAUCCACCUGCACUUGUCAAUCGUAUGCCUAUUCGACGUGAUAUGAGAUGUACGAACUGUAAUCGACAUGGACACACCGCAGCACGUUGCUGGGGCAAGGAUGUGAAUGGGCGCCGACCAGCACCGCCAGACGGGUUCCGGUCCCGCAACCCCGGCAUGAAGCCAAGUGCAUUCGUAUCUCGAGAUGAAACUUCUACUGCUGCCUUUGCUGAAAGCGACUUUACAUGCCUGCUUUCGACUUCUUCUCCCGAAAAGAAGGCAGUGAACGCAGGGUCAUGGCUUGUGGAUUCCGGUUGCAGUGCCCACAUUACAUUUGAUCGCUCUUUGUUCGUUACUUAUGAACAGAUGCAAUCUGGAUCAGUCGAGAUGGGCACGAAGGCUAGAGCUAAUGUCGCUGGUCGUGGUGAGGUAGAAUUCUUGUUGAACGUCAAUGGACCAACUCUAGUUGCCACAGCUAGUCAAGUUGGGGAUUUAUUCAUACUUGAUGUCAUGAAUGAAACUUUCUCUGCUCAUGUAGUUACCUUGCAGACGCUACAUGAACGAAUGGCCCAUGUUAACGUACAAGGAAUCGCAUCAAUGAUUCACAAUAAUGUGGUAAGUGGCAUCAAUUCUGACAAUCACUCUCUCGUUUGUCCUGCGUGUGUGUUCGGCAAAGCAACGCGAUCAGUAAUCCCGAAACAGCGAUCAUCGUCUCGAGCACAGAACUGUCUUGACUUGGUACAUUCUGACGUUUGCGGUCCGCUCGAAGCGUUUGCAAAAUACAAGUUGUAUGAACAGUUUGCCCAAACGCACACUGGUCGCAAAGUGAAGGUGCUUCGCACUGAUCGAGGGGGAGAGUACUUGUCGACAGAAUUCAAGUCAUAUUUGGAUUCAAACGGUACCCAGCACCAGCUCACCACUGCCUACACACCUGAACAAAACGGUGUUGCUGAACGUUUAAAUCGAACCUUGAUUGAUCUUGUCCGUUCCAUGCUUUCUCAUAAACAGGUCAGUAAACGAUUCUGGGCAGAGGCUCUUGCCACUGCAGUAUAUGUACGCAAUCGAGUUACUUCACGGGCUUUGCCAGUUAACACGACUCCCCAUCACAUUUGGAUGAAGUCAACUCCAAAUGUUGGCCAUUUGCGAGUAUUUGGGUCAAAGUGUUGGUAUACAUUACCGAAAUUAGAGCUCCGUAAGCUUGACUUGCGAGCACGUGAAGCGAUGUUUCUCGGUUAUUCGCAAUGCAGUAAAGCAUACAAACGUUGGGACGGAGAGUUGAGUAAAGUUGUUGUUUCACGAGAUGCCAAGUUUGAUGAAUCGACAUGGGAGGUUAUUGAAAACGAGGACACUCACUCUGUAGGUGAGAAUGAUGAAGAUGAUGUAUCACCUCCCGUCGAAACUCCGAAUGUCACCCCUCCAACUCCGACUCCAGCUGUACGAAGAUCGUCUCGAAUCAGUAGACCUCCCGGAUCAUGGUGGAGGAGCAACUUGUUGUAA